AUGGGUAAAGGGCUUGCGAGGCUGAUUGGCUCGGGAAUUGGCUUCACCUCUGAAGCAAUCCAUGCUGUCCGCCACAAAAAAACAGACUCUACUUCUGCCUCUACCGCCGAAACCCCUCGUUCUCUCCCUGGUGCGGAAAGGGAGGAAGAUCAUCGAUCAAGAGUCCCCCCUUUGUCAGCUGAGGAAAAGCGAGAGAUCGAUGCUGCCGUCGCGGGCUAUGAGUCGAACGGCGAGGAAAGCCCAUCGGUGUACUCCAAGGAUGAUGUAAAGCGCUCGAUGGAUGAAGACGAGGCUGCUUGGCAGCUAGACGAAGCGGCUGAGCAAUGGGGAUUGCCGGCAUAUGAUGAAGAACGUGUGCCUGGUGAUGAUGCUGCUGCUCAAUCGCACUCCCAGGAAAAUCCCGACAAUGAGCACGCCCCGAUGAAUGAAAAUGACUCUGAGGAAACCAAGGAGAAGAAACGUGAUGCUAUGGUUCGCGCCCUUGUCCAGAUGGCGGGGCCACCUGGACCGGUGCAGCGGCUCCCUUGUCCUGUGAUCAUUCCUCAACGGAGACCAGGUACGAAGAAGCGUGGAUUCGUGCGUGCUUAUGCACCUGUGUUGGCCGAUUGUGGUAUCAGCCAGGAUGUGUUCAUUAAGUUCAUCAGUGACUUUCAUAAAGCGAGUCAGGCAUCGUUGUGGCUUCAGGUCGUCGUUGUUGCAGCCAACGUAACGGGAUUCUCGCCUUCGUUGACCGUUGCAUUAACAGCCACCGCCAUUCAAAUCGUCGCAGAAACAGCCAUGCAAUUCCAGAUCCGCCACCGAACCAACAGUUACCUCGACAAGGUGAACCAAGAGCUAUUCAUACCUCGCGGCCAAUACGCCCUGGUCAUGAAAUUCAAGGAUCACGGUCCUAGCCAAAAGCAGGAAUCUUCGGGCUCCUUCUCCGACAUGCUUGGCGGGCUCUUUUCCACCGAGAAGGUCGAUCUCAGGCAGUCGGAUGCGAAGACCCAAGAUACAUCAUCGACUCAGCCAACUAAGAGUAAUAUAUUGGAGUUCAAUGCGGCUGCGACAAUCUCAAAGUUCACUCAUAGUGAAGAGCACCCAGAGAUGAAUGCGUGGACAAAGCGCAUGAAGCAUUACAGGGAUGUUAGUGGCAGGACUCAAGGCGCGCUCGAGCUUCCGGAGUGUGCGCCACUAAUCUUCCCCGAUAUCGAUCGAGGUGCGAUGCGAGUGAGAGAGGGUAAGGAGCCCAAAUCGAAGUUCCAGAGUGGAAGGACUUGGGUACGAGAUUACAUCGAUCGAAAGUCGCAAGCAGAAUUUGAAUCCGAGCAUAGAGGAUCCGCUCUCGCCAUACCCGAGUCUGGAAGAAAGGCUUUUGUUUCACGGUACAAUGAUCCCAAUCAUCCGGUAAACAACGGCAAGCUUCUCUCAGCACUUACCGGCGGCUUGUAUAACCCCAAGCCUGGGCUUAUCGAGCGUGCUGGAAUGGCCAUCAAGGAAUCGCAGGAUAAGAAGCGCGCUGCUCAGGGCCUCCCGCCAAGUGAGCCUUGGAAGGAUAAGCUGAGAAGGAAGAAGAAGGAGCAAGCUGGCAGGCUCAAGAUUCUCCAGGAGGAUGUGAUGUAUCUGAUGAUUGUCAACAUGCCUACUGAGGAGGAGCUUAAGCAGUCAGUUGCGGAACUGAAACAUCUCAUGGAGACGGAGGGAAGGACUCUUCCACCUGGACACUCUCGGCGGUAA
Messenger RNA from Penicillium daleae, 1716 nucleotides. RefSeq lists its product as uncharacterized. The record is from RefSeq and is a predicted model, not a curated record. The transcript is spliced from 4 exons. NCBI's taxonomy places the organism in Eukaryota, Fungi, Ascomycota, Eurotiomycetes, Eurotiales, Aspergillaceae. Bases 1 to 1716 code for a protein of 571 amino acids.